Molecule: messenger RNA, 1859 nt
Organism: Hypoxylon fragiforme
Lineage: Eukaryota; Fungi; Ascomycota; Sordariomycetes; Xylariales; Hypoxylaceae
Exons: 1
Coding region: 255-1664 (469 amino acids)
Molecular function (GO): protein binding
Source: RefSeq, a predicted model, not a curated record
UGUUAUUCAGGUGUGCCUACCUCAACGCUUGCUUUUCGCUUUUUAUUUCUCUUUUUUACGUCAAGGCGUGAUUAUUUUUCAUUUUCUAACUAUUGUUUAGUUAAAAAUGACUAAGCAGCAGCAGCCGUCCAUCUCACUCAUAUUUUCUAGGGAUAAUAAUCCGGUCACCUAACCACACCUUAAAAAACAACAGAAAGCAUCACCACCAUCAUCAUUACCACCAAUAUCGUCACCUUCAUACAUACCAUCAUACCAUGUCAUUGGAACAACUACCUUCUGAGAUUUUAUCCGAAAUCUUCGGUUAUCUCACCUAUCGGGACGGUUAUCUGUAUGAAAGUCGUGGGUACUCCAGUCUCUGUGCUCUCGCUCGCACAUGUCGGCGUUUCUCGGAUAUUGCUACUACAAUCUUCUAUACACAUCUGACUCUUGAUGUCAAUUGGGUAGACACCCAAGACCAUAUACGAACCUGCAGCCUCAACAGAUGUUCUGACGCAAAUCCCUCUCUCGUAAACCGUAUUGAUUCCGCCGAGAUUGAUUGGGACUAUGUAGACCUCGAGUCUUGUAACAAACUCGUCAGUCACUUAGCCAAGUCAACCACUUUAACCAAACUCACCUGCAUCCUCCAUCGCGCACGAUGGGAAGCACUUCCGGCCUUGUAUGACUACGCUAGCGGCAGCUUCCCCUGCCUAAGACAUCUAACCGUUGAGCUAAUCGAGUUUAACAAUUAUUGGGACUACUUGCCUGUCGAACAACUAGAGAAACUUUGCCAGCUACCGGCAUUGGAAAGCCUUACCAUCCGCGUGCCCAUAGGAGAACCCAAAACAGACGUCAGGCCAAAAAUGAUACUCACCAACUUGACCCAUUUAGACUUCGAUUACCGCCCCGUUUCUUUCGAGGCUUUAAAGUCGAUACUGCCGAGGGCCCCCAACUUAGAGUAUUUACAUCUCAGUCUUCCAGGUUAUGGUCAAGAGUUUGAACGAAAGAUGUCUGAUGACAUGGCAAUUCCAGGAUACGAACUAACCGGGGUUUUACAUUCCGCACACUACGGAACCCUCCUAGCUCCCGUGGCAGGUAGUCUUAAGGAGUUGGCGUUGGAUGGUGAUAACGUAUUAUUCACUCAGCACGACGGCACCACCAUCGAUUUAUCACAGUUCGUGAAUCUGUAUCAUCUUGAAGUCACUGCGUCUGUUCUCUUCGGCCCUCACGACACUGCAGCAUGUUGCCCAUGGCCUCGGGACGUCCGGAAGGCACUCCCACCACAUUUAGAGGCACUCCAUUUGACGUUUGAUGGUGACCAAGGCAUGUUCUGGUCUGUCGAACAGAUGAGGAAGCACCAAUCUUCGCAGACCUUCGAUGAGCUUUGGGCAUUGAGGCUUGAAAACCAUCAUGUUGACUGGCUCGUUGAACUUCUUCAUAGAAAUAGCGUCAAAAAAUACCCGCUCAAGACCGUUACGAUCAGUGAGCAGCCCGUAAUUGACCGAAAUCAGAGCUGGAAGGUGGUGAUAUGGUACGGGACAGAUUACUUGCAAACUGUUGCAGGUGAGGCAGAAGUGGAUGUUUCUAUCAGACUACUCGUUCCUCGAGAUUUUGAAUCUCCUGAGGUUGAGGUUUGGGAAGAGUCCCCUGCGUUUGGUAGAACUGGAACAUACCCACCGUCGGCCUAGUAUCGUCUUGCGAAUACAAAAGUUACCUAUGAGGAAUAGCUGGUUCAUCGCCGCAAAGGUAUUGCCUGUCUCAUGCUUAGGAGUAAUAUGUGCAUCUUUCCCAAGGCUAAACCUGAACCUAGUUAGGCACUUGGAGUAGGUAAUGAUAAUCGAUGUGAUGUGAACCUUUGUGUUCGCCUACUUUGUUUGCGUUUU